Molecule: messenger RNA, 926 nt
Organism: Phytophthora nicotianae INRA-310
Lineage: Eukaryota; Oomycota; Peronosporomycetes; Peronosporales; Peronosporaceae
Exons: 3
Coding region: 190-840 (216 amino acids)
Cellular component (GO): cytosol
Molecular function (GO): protein kinase A regulatory subunit binding
Source: RefSeq, a predicted model, not a curated record
UUUCGAUUGGCCAAUAAUAACGCGACAGUCUCAUGCAGCGAAGAAUGCUAUCGACGCGACCCGAUCGCAGGCCCCGCUGGAGGAGCAAGCCGCGUCCUCGUCGCUGUGAGAGGCCCAACUUCUUUGUUGGUUUCCGCAUUACUUCGCCGAGCCUCGUAGCGCGGGUGGAGCGACUACAGACUGCGAUCCAUGACGCUUGUCCGGAAGCUACACCCUGCCUCAUUGACCCCAGAACGCUGCACGUCACGCUCUGUGUGCUGCGUCUUCCGGACGAUGCAGGUGAAAUUUACUGCAUUAGCGCUAGCAUUAAAAUUGGCCAUGUUAUUUUACACUUUCGUCGUUGAUGUAGCAACGGAUCAAGCGUGUCAAGUGCUUCACGCGGAAGCUACUCGAGUGGCAGCGGAGGAGUUUGUGCAUGGUUCGCCACGGUUUGAUUUCAACAACUGGGAAUUCUUCGGCAAUAACGACGUGCUACAUGCCAAGCUGGAUGUGGCAGCAGCCGAUGGCCGGCGAUUGAGUGCGGUGGCCGAGCGUCUACAUGGAGAAUUUGAACAGUUGGGAUUUACGACGGAGAAUUUUCGUCAUCCAUACUCACCUCAUAUGACGGUGUGGAAAACAUCGCGCGAUCGCGAGCUUAUCAAGAGUCUCAACGCUCGACGAAUUCCUGAUGAACCUUCAGUUCAAGAUGAUGUUUUCCAAGUCGUGGCCUCGUUCAAUAAUGCUGCCGAAACAAGUUUGGGAACGGAAUACCCGAGAUCUAUUGAGUUGCUGAACAUGAAGGAGAAAGAGGAGGAUGGUUACUACAAACAAGUUGCAUCAGCGUUCUGGUGCAGUGGCUAGGAGGCUCAAUCAGUCAUGAAUAUUUUGCACUUAGUUAAUCAAGCUUAAACUACUUUGCUCUCUUCUUUGGUAUUUAGGGAGCUGGC